AUGUGGACUGGGGUGGGAAGGUGGGUGCUGGAAGUGCUCUGGGAGCAGCAGUGGGCCAGAGGGCUGAAGCUGAGGCACGGCUUGGACUGCAUGUGCGGCCUGAGGGAGAACCGGCUCGCGGGACAGGAGGGACCUGAGACAUCAAGUGAAGAGGAGAAGGUGAUUCUGAAAGGGGUUCCAAUUGUAAUUUCAGCGGAAAUUCUAGAAUUGGCUGGGAAUGCAGCAAGGGACAACAAAAAGGCCCGGAUAGCCCCAAGACACAUCCUGCUGGCAGUUGCCAAUGAUGAGGAGCUCAAUCAGCUGCUAAAAGGAGUGACCAUCGCCAGUGGAGGCGUCCUGCCCAGAAUCCAUCCCGAACUGCUGGCCAAAAAGCGAGGGACCAAAGGCAAGUCAGAAACUAUCCUCUCCCCUCCCCCAGAGAAGAGAGGAAGGAAGGCAACGUCAGGCAAGAAGGGGGGCAAGAAAUCCAAGGCUGCCAAACCACGGACGUCCAAAAAGUCCAAACCAAAAGACAGUGAUAAAGAAGGUACUUCAAAUUCCACUUCUGAAGAUGGCCCAGGGGAUGGAUUCACCAUCCUGUCUUCUAAGAGCCUUGUUCUAGGGCAGAAGCUGUCGCUGACACAGAGUGACAUCAGCCAUAUUGGCUCCAUGAGAGUGGAAGGCAUCGUCCACCCAACCACAGCCGAAAUUGACCUCAAGGAAGAUAUAGGUAAGGCCUUGGAAAAGGCUGGGGGGAAGGAGUUCUUGGAAACAGUAAAGGAGCUUCGCAAAUCCCAAGGCCCCUUGGAAGUUGCUGAAGCUGCCGUCAGCCAAUCCAGUGGACUUGCAGCCAAAUUUGUCAUCCACUGUCACAUCCCUCAGUGGGGCUCCGACAAAUGUGAAGAGCAGCUGGAAGAGACCAUCAAAAACUGCCUGUCAGCAGCAGAGGACAAAAAGCUAAAGUCUGUGGCGUUCCCACCCUUCCCCAGCGGCAGGAACUGCUUCCCCAAACAGACGGCAGCCCAGGUGACCCUCAAAGCCAUCUCGGCCCACUUUGACGACUCGAGUGCAUCCUCACUGAAGAACGUCUACUUCUUGCUCUUCGACAGCGAGAGCAUCGGCAUCUAUGUGCAGGAGAUGGCCAAGCUCGACACCAAGUAGCUGCCCUGCGCCCAGCCGCACUUACCAACAGGAAUCAGAGGAGGAUCGCAGUCACAGGAGUGGGGUUUUAUUUUUUAAAAGGAGAGCAGAAGGGUGACGGCAGGGGAAUGGAAGGCGGCUAAAGGGAAGCGGGUAGCAGAGGCUGCAGGAGCAGGUCCUGCCCAGGAGCCCUCUGCAUUUUAUAUUCUCGUUAAAGAGCCUCAGUCCGUAAUUAACCAGGUCUCCACCAGGGGUUUCUUUCCAUGUGUUUUCUUCCUGUUGUUUUAGAACUUUUUUAAAAAACAGACUUCGUUUUAGAUUUAUAGCAUUGACUUUUACACACACAAAAAAAAAAUCCUUUCAAAAUUCUUAAAAUCUUUUGUUUCUCCUUUUGCAAGGGAAGAGGGCAUACAAGGGACUUGGGCUUUGUUGGCUGUACUCAGAGAGGAGAGAAGAAAAUGAGAAAGGCAUCCCACUGGUGCUUUGCUUUUCUGUCUAGUGCCCCCACCUCUACCCCUGUAAUAUCUGUACUACACCUCAAAAUGUUUGCUUCAGGCUUUUUUUGUUGUUGUUUGGUUUUUUUAAAGAAAAUGAAAGGAGAAAAUAAAAGAUCCAGUGUCUUUCUUA
Messenger RNA from Manis javanica (Malayan pangolin), 1746 nucleotides. NCBI's taxonomy places the organism in Eukaryota, Metazoa, Chordata, Mammalia, Pholidota, Manidae. The record is from RefSeq and is a predicted model, not a curated record.